Messenger RNA from Penicillium subrubescens, 2367 nucleotides. It is a transcript of the gene tim44, whose product is annotated as protein translocase subunit TIM44. Gene Ontology annotation, biological process: protein import into mitochondrial matrix. The coding region runs from base 90 to 1619 and encodes 509 amino acids. The transcript is spliced from 2 exons. Gene Ontology annotation, molecular function: protein-folding chaperone binding. NCBI's taxonomy places the organism in Eukaryota, Fungi, Ascomycota, Eurotiomycetes, Eurotiales, Aspergillaceae. The record is from RefSeq and is a predicted model, not a curated record. Gene Ontology annotation, cellular component: mitochondrial inner membrane.
CCCGAACAUCCGGGCUAGGCUGGAUAUCUUUUGCUCUUCUUAUUCCUGUUUUUCAUAUCCGUUUCCUUCGCGACAAUUAUUUCUAGAGCAUGAUUUCCGCCAAAAUGUCCACCGCCGCGCGGGCGGCGACUUUGCGCUCCCAGGUCCCGGCCUUCAGAGCCGCCUCGCAAGGAUCUCGGGCUCUUUCAUAUUCGGCAUUGUCCGCUCAAACCUUGAAGCUGUCUGGUAACAGCCAAAGGAACGCUCUUCAGUUGACCCAGCUCGUCUCGCCUUUCGCCGCCAUCCCCUUGACCCGAUCUUUCCACGCCGCCACUCCCCUCUUCCAGCAACAGCAACAACCCAAGGACGAGAAGAAGACCGACGAAUCCAAGUCCGAAUCGCAAGGUGAGAAGGAAGAGUCAGGCAAGGACGAGGAGCAGAAGGAGAAGAAGGAAGAGGCGCCUCCACCACCCCAUGGUGACAAGUCGCCCUGGCAAGUUUUCCGUGAGACCCUGAACUCCGAGUUCAAGGCCUCCAAGGAGUGGAACGAGUCCACCAAGGCACUGGCUUCCUCAGCACAAGAGUUCUCUGAAAAUGAGAACAUCAAGCGCGCACGUGCGGCUUACCAGGCCGCCUCGGGAGCCGCGACUAGCCGCACAUCUGAAGCUCUCAAGACAACCGGUCAGGUAAUUGGAAAGGGUGCUGCCUGGACUUGGAACACUCCUGUCGUCAAGGGUGUCCGCAAGGGUGUUAACGCUACUGGUGCUGGACUCGAGAAGGCCACCCGACCAGUGCGUGAGACCGAGGCCUUUAAGAGCGUGAAGGAGGCCAUUGAUGAUGGCAGCAGCUCGCGCUACGGUGGAUGGAUUGAGAAAGAGGAGCGUCGCAAGCAGCGUCAACUCCGUGAGGAGAUGGAGCUCAAGUCUGGCAAGCGCCCUCUGCAACCCAUGGAGGAGGAUCCCAAUGCCGGUACCAACAUUACUCUUCACAAGGAUGCCGCUUGGAAGGAGUCAUGGAACACUUUCCGCGACUCCAACCCUAUGAUGCAGAAACUCUUUGCCAUGAGGGAUGUCUACGAUGAGUCUGAGAACCCGCUCAUCAGCACUGCUCGCAGCAUUACCGACCGGAUUGGUGGAUUCUUUGCUGAGAACGAGACUGCAAUGGUUGUCAAGAAGUUCCGUGAGAUUGAUCCCAACUUCCAGAUGGAGGAGUUCCUGCGUGAAUUGCGUGAAUACAUACUUCCCGAGGUUCUGGAUGCCUACGUGAAGGGUGAUGUCGAGACUCUGAAGCUCUGGCUCUCUGAUGCUCAGUUCUCCGUUUACGCCGCUCUUGCCAAGCAAUACACUACUGCCGGUCUCAAAUCUGACGGCCGUAUUCUGGACAUUCGCGGCGUCGACAUUUCCAACGCCCGUCUGCUGGAGCCUGGCGAGAUCCCCGUGUUCGUCGUCACUUGCCGUGCGCAGGAAGUCCACGUGUACCGCAAUGUUAAGACCAGCGAGCUUGCCGCUGGUAUGGAGGACAAGGUUCAGCUGGUUACCUACGCUAUUGGUCUGACCCGUAUACCCGAAGAAGUUAGCAACCCUGAGACCCGGGGUUGGAGAUUGAUCGAGCUGCAGAAGGCCGCUCGUGACUACAUCUAAGCUUCUCCAGCGGAUCUCCUCUCACUACGCGAUUAUCCGCCAUUGUUCCUCCCAAGACUAUAUCCUCCAGUUGGGGCCAUACCCUUUUCCCUACCACCUCUCACUUCUCGCCCUCUCGACUGUACAAUAUGACUGCUUGAAAUCGAAACAGGCGGGAUCUGGCGCUUGUUUACGGUUUGCCUGCCCACAGAUGCCACGGUGUCGGCCAUGUUCCCUUGCAGCCUUUUUUUCUCCCUCUUCAUGUAUUAAUGUUCUUUUCUCCUUGUUUCAUUAUGUUUCAUUACUAUCUUGUGGACCUGUUGCUGUUACUGACCGAACGGAUCUUGCAAGAAAAAAACACCCCUUCCAUUUCCAUAGACUCGGACUCGGCUGCGUUGGAUUUUGAGCUGAUCUGAUGGGCAUUUGGUCUUGAGGUGUUUUGUGGCGUCUUGUGCUUUUGCAUUUUCACUCUCCCCUCGACACUGUUUGAUUUGCAUGUGGGCCAUUCGGUUUGGCUGUUUAGGAUUUCGUUGGCUGUAUGCACUUGUACGUGAUCUGUGAUCUGGCGGGUGCAGAGAUCAGCCAGAUGGAGUUGCAUCAAAUUAUGUGUAAAUAUCUCAAGGAAGAAUAUAAUCUUCGCGACUGCCUAUGAUCAACAAAAAAAUGUUGAUUUUGUUUGUCUAGCGGGGUCCUGAGAUUCUUGGCAUGGAAGCUGGACUGGCCUCUUCUGAUACUAGCCUGAAAUACCAUAUCGUAAAGAUCUCGUGAC